AUGAAUUUAUGGAGUCUCCUUCACACCAGCCACCUGCAACAGACCCUCCCAAUCUCCGUACAGGAAGCUCUGCCCAUUCAUUUAUGUGAACUGAGAAUUUUUAUAUUUUGUUUUUCUCUAGGCAUAAAACUGAUAGUAACUCUGCUAGGAGUAAUCAUCACCCUCUGCUUAGUUGGGCCAUUGGACUCAUUAAAUCAGCACUUAGAAGUGCUAUCAGACUCAUCUCUCCUGAGCAGCAUAAAUGAAGCCAGGCAGCUGGUGGAUGCAGCGUACUUACAUGCCCGAAAAAGCUUAAAGCAAAAACUAGAGGAAAAAGUUGCCAGCCCUAUGGAUUUCCUGAAGCACUUAAAGGAGCCUGUAGGAAGAACCAAAUCUGCAGUCCGUGCUGCCGACUAUUUGGAAACUACCUUGAAACUCCUCAAAGGAAAGCUGCAGCUGCCUGGGAAGGGGAGAUUCAAUGUUACAGACCUCCUAGACAGAAAACAGAAGGAGAUGAUUUUCAGAGAAACUGGCUGUGACUGUCAGAUUCAUUCUAUUAAAUGCCCAGAGGAUGAUAGUUACCGGACCAUUACUGGAGAGUGUAACAACAGAAAGCAUUCUCAUUUGGGGGCCUCCAACCAUGCAUUUGCUCGCUGGCUCCCAGCAGCAUAUGAAGAUGGAGUGUCUGUUCCCAGAGGAGUAAGUGAAGGAAAGCUUUACAAUGGAUUUCCACUCCCACUGGUUCGAAAAGUGUCCAAUGAAAUUGCUCGAACAGGCAAUGAGAACAUUACUCAGGAUCAGGAGCUCUCUCUUUUCUUCAUGCACUGGGGCCAGUGGGUCAACCACGAUAUAGACUUAGCCCCUUCCAGUGGUGCAGGAGCAAACCCGGAUCUUCACUGUGAGACCGACUGUACCUUCAAGUCCCCUUGCUUCCCAAUCAAGUUCCCCCCUGAUGACCUACGGGUGCUGAGAUCAAAUUCCUGUAUGCCAUUCAUCCAGUCAGCUUCAGUGUGCAAUCCCAGGACAUUUACCCGUGAGCAGAUCAAUGCAGUCAGCUCAUUCAUUGAUGCCAGCAUGGUGUACGGCAGUGAAGACUCCGUGGCAAAGAGUCUUAGAAAUCAGACCAGCCGGAUGGGUUUGUUGGCUGUGAACCAGAACUUCACUGAUGCAGGGUUGGAAUUAUUGCCCUUUGAGAACAAAACAAAAAGUGUUUGUGUACUCACAAACAAGAGUAUGAACAUCCCCUGUUUUAAAGCAGGUGACAAACGGGUAACUGAAAACCUGGGACUUUCUGCUCUGCACACUGUCUUUCUCCGAGAGCACAAUCGCCUGGUUACAAAGCUGGGGAAGUUAAAUCCUCACUGGGAUGGAGAAAAGCUUUACCAAGAGAGUCGAAAGAUCGUAGUUGCCAUGACCCAGAUAAUAACAUACAGGGAUUAUCUUCCACUUGUGCUUGCAGAGGAGACUAACAGGUGGAUACCCUUGUACAGUGGUUACAAUGAGACUAUGGAUCCUACGGUAUCAAAUGUUUUCUCCCUGGCUUUCCGAUUUGGUCAUACCUCAGUACAGCCUUUUGUAUCCCGUUUAGAUGACAGUUUUCAGCCUAUGGGUUCACUUUCCCACAUCCCUCUUCAUUUGACAUUUUGUGCUUCUUGGAGAAUUAUAACAGAAGGUGGUGUUGACCCUCUGAUACGAGGCAUGGUUGUUGAUCAUGCAAAACUAAUGAAACAGAAUCAAAUUCUUGUUGAGGAGCUCCAGAACCACCUUUUUGAACAGACUGCUGUAAUGGGUCUGGAUCUAGCAGCCCUGAACUUGCAACGGGGAAGAGACCAUGGCCUUCCAGGUUACAAUGCCUGGAGGCGCUUCUGUGGGCUCUCCCAGCCUCAAAGUGUAGAGGAACUCUCUGAGGUGCUAGGCAACUCCAAAUUGGCCAAGAAGUUCAUGGACUUGUAUGGGACACCAGACAAUAUUGACCUUUGGAUUGGAGCAAUUACAGAGCCCUUCAUUCCCCAGGGUAGAGUCGGGCCCCUCCUGGCCUGCAUCAUUGGCACCCAGUUCAGGAACCUGCGUGACGGAGACAGAUUCUGGUGGGAGAAACCAGGAGUUUUCACUCUGCAGCAGUUACAUGCACUGAAAAAAGUUUCACUGUCGAAGGUGAUCUGUGACAAUACUCAUAUCAAAAAGUUACCCCGGAACAUGUUCCAAGCCAGCACUUAUCCUGAGAACUUUGUUGACUGCCAUGAGAUUGACAUGCUCAAUCUCUCAGCCUGGAAAGAUGAACCUGAGAGUGGCAGGAAAGGUACUCAGGGGACUUCCCUUGUCUCUCAAAAAUACUAA
This is a messenger RNA of Cygnus atratus (black swan), 2316 nucleotides long. Its product is annotated as eosinophil peroxidase-like. Gene Ontology annotation, molecular function: heme binding; peroxidase activity. The coding region runs from base 1 to 2316 and encodes 771 amino acids. Lineage: Eukaryota; Metazoa; Chordata; Aves; Anseriformes; Anatidae. The record is from RefSeq and is a predicted model, not a curated record. Gene Ontology annotation, biological process: response to oxidative stress. The transcript has 13 exons.